ACAUCACUUCCGUCGGAGUUUGGGGGAGAAAAAAAAAAACAAUCUGGGAAGGCUAAGGGUUGAGUCGAGCGGCAGCCGAGGAGUGGCGGGUGCUGACUCGGGACUCAGCCCCUGCGUCUACUGAGCGCCGUGAGGUCCCGCGCAUCUGCGACCAUGGAGAUGCCGGCUCGUCUAGGGGCCACCUGUUUGCUGGGCUUCAGUUUGCUGCUCCUCGUCACCUCUUCUGACGGCCACAUUGGGCUUGGAAAGGGUUUUGGAGAUCACAUUCAUUGGAGGACACUCGAGGACGGGAAGAGAGAAGCAGCUGCCAGUGGAUUGCCCCUGAUGGUGAUUAUCCAUAAGUCAUGGUGUGGAGCUUGCAAAGCUUUAAAGCCCAAAUUUGCAGAAUCUACAGAAAUUUCAGAACUCUCUCAUAAUUUUGUCAUGGUAAAUCUUGAGGAUGAAGAGGAACCCAAAGAUGAAGAUUUCAGCCCUGAUGGGGGUUAUAUUCCACGAAUCUUGUUCCUAGAUCCCAGUGGCAAGGUGCGUCCCGAGAUCAUCAAUGAAAGCGGAAACCCAAGUUACAAGUAUUUCUAUGUCAGUGCUGAGCAAGUUGUUCAGGGGAUGAAGGAAGCUCAGGAAAGGCUGACCGGUGAUGCUUUCAGAGAGAAACGUCUUGAAGAUGAGUUGUAACACGUGUGUAUAUAAAGCCCUUCUUCCAUUGAAGUGAACGUUUUGGAAAGAAGGCAGCAGGGAUGGGAGCAUUGAAGACUCAACCCAGAACAACGAAACCAACCAGAAAGCCUUGCUCCCAGUAUGGAAGGAUUCUGCCGAUUGAAGCUGGCCUCCACAGCGUGGCCAACUUCCUUCUGCUUCCUCUCACCCAAAUGUUGAUUUGUUGUUGAAUGUAAAAAAUGAAACCUUUUGACAGAAACCUUGAGCCACUUGGAAGUUCACUCUUCACACUGCAGUAUUUGUGUCCUUUACCAUUUCCUCCCACUAGACUCACCUUGAGGGUAAAUGGAGAUCAGUAAUGUCUUUUCUAUGAUGUAAAAAUUGCAGAAACAGGUUCUCAAUUUUUGUAAACAAAGUGAUAAAUAUUUAGUGCAGAUCAUUAAUUCUAUGUCCUGCUGAGAAGACCAGCCUGAUGUUUCCCCCACUACCACCCUUUUUCUCCUGGAAUAACCUUGGGCUUUUUCCUGAAUCCCUGCAUUCCUUUUCCCCUUCUGCCCGGGCUGCCCUGAUGCACGCAUGUGCGUGUAGGAAUGGCUGUGUGCUUGGAGUCAGCCCUAGCUGGAAGCAUGCUUUCCCCUGUUACUGUUGGAGAAAUGCAAACCUUAAAGCCCUGGGUAGAGCCAUUUUUGUCAAGUCAUCAACUGUAUUUUUGUACUGGACUUAACAACAACAAAAAAAUAAAGUAUUAAUUAUUCCAUUAAACUUUAAUAAAACUUUAAGAGAA
Ochotona curzoniae (black-lipped pika) is the source of this 1438-nucleotide messenger RNA. It is a transcript of the gene TXNDC12, whose product is annotated as thioredoxin domain containing 12. The coding region runs from base 154 to 672 and encodes 172 amino acids. The transcript is spliced from 7 exons. The record is from RefSeq and is a predicted model, not a curated record. Lineage: Eukaryota; Metazoa; Chordata; Mammalia; Lagomorpha; Ochotonidae. Gene Ontology annotation, cellular component: endoplasmic reticulum.